AUGUCAUCAACAUCAACAUCAACAGCAACCUCCACCACCUCAGGAGCAUCAGCGACAUGCACAGGCAACCGCUGGGUCCUCCCCGUCCAGGACGUCGCGUGCGCCCUCCCCGCAACAGGAAACUACUCCUCCGUCAUGGACAAAUGCUGCUCCCCGGCAGCCGUCACGAAAUACAACGACGGGUGUGGCCUGUACUGUCUCGCACAGGGGCAUAGCAUGGGCGAGUUGCUAAAGUGUAUUGAGGAGAAUGGAGGCAAUAAGGAUGUGUUUUGUGGGGGGCAGUUGAAUGCCACCGCGACGGCGAGUUUGAGUUCCACGGCGUCGAGUACGGGGUCGAAGACGGGGGCGAGCGCGAGUCAGACGAGUCAUAGUGGUGCUGGGACGAAGCGAGUGUCGGUUUUGGGGGUGGGGUUGAUGGUGUUGGUUGUUUGUGGGAUGGUGAUUUGA
Aspergillus pseudoviridinutans is the source of this 447-nucleotide messenger RNA. RefSeq lists its product as uncharacterized. The coding region runs from base 1 to 447 and encodes 148 amino acids. The record is from RefSeq and is a predicted model, not a curated record. The transcript has a single exon. Lineage: Eukaryota; Fungi; Ascomycota; Eurotiomycetes; Eurotiales; Aspergillaceae.